This is a messenger RNA of Monodelphis domestica (gray short-tailed opossum), 2134 nucleotides long. Lineage: Eukaryota; Metazoa; Chordata; Mammalia; Didelphimorphia; Didelphidae. The record is from RefSeq and is a predicted model, not a curated record.
AUGAAGCUGAAGCCCGACCAGACCCGAACCUACGAUCUGGAAGGCUUCAAGCAGCGGGCGGCGUGCCUGUGCUUCCGCGGCGAGCAGGAGGAUGAGGUGCUCCUGGUGAGCAGCAGCGGGCACCCUGAUCAGUGGAUCGUGCCCGGCGGGGGCAUGGAGCCGGAGGAGGAGCCGGGCGCGGCGGCCGUCCGCGAGGUCUACGAGGAGGCCGGGGUCCGAGGCAAGCUGGGCCGCCUGCUGGGCCUGUUCGAGAACCUGGAGCGCAAGCACCGCACCCACGUCUACGUGCUCGCAGUCACCGAAAUCCUGGAGGACUGGGAAGAUUCGGUGAACAUCGGUCGCAAGCGCCAGUGGUUCAAGGUAGAGGAUGCCAUCAAGGUGCUGCAGGGCCACAAGCCCGUGCAGGCCGAGUACCUGGAGAAGUGGAAGUCUGCCGGCUCCCCGAGCGGCAGCAAUCCCGCCGUCCGGGGGCCGCCGGCAGCCACCGGCUCUGACGGCCCCGACGGCGAUAGCGCGGGGCAACCCGCGGCCGAGCCCGCCUCAGGCUCCGGCAGAUAAAAAGUGGCCAAGGGGUUCCCGAAAAGAAGUGGGGAGAGCACGAGGGUGGGGGUGGGGGCGGGGGUGGGGGUGGGGUGGGAUGGAAGCUGCCGCCCGGCGGCGGCGGGGUGGGGGGUGGGGGAGUGGGGGGGUGUUUGGUUUGCGUUCACCUGCUAGCGUCUGGAAACUCGAUGGCAACCCUUCGCGUUGUGUAUUCCCUUUGCCCGCUUUGCGGAUGCUUUGAAAUAUUGCCCUUGGUCUGUACCAGUGUAAAAUACUUCAUUCAGUAAAACCAAAGCCGUAAGGGAUUUUUCAAAAGAUGCCUUAACUGCGUGCCUACCCUGCCCCUCCCACCCUUCGCCCCCAACUCCACUACCCCCCUCCCUUCUCCUCGUCCUCUUCUCCCCCCCACCCGGCCCCCAUCCUCAUUCAUUCCUCCUCAGAUUAGUCUUCACCUUCUUCCUCUUUUCCAUAUUCUAAUGGUCUAAUCUCGGUCAGUUUCCCAUACCAGCCUGGUUUAAAUGUGCUUUUCUGGUGGGUAUUGAUUGUAUGCUUUCUGGAGGAAAUCGGGGAGAGAAUGGCUCGAAUAUUGGGUACUUGGCUCGAUCCCUCUUCAUCCUAAUGUGGCCCACUGGAAGCAGCAAGCUUUCUAGAAUGCAGAUUUCCAUGGUUUAGAAAUGAAAAAAGAAAAGGUAAAACAGCAUGACUCGGUUUCCAACAAGUCCUAGCCCUCCUUACAACUUCCUAAAAGAAUUCCAGGGAAUCCACAAAAUUUCUCUGUCGUGCAACGGUAUUGGUUAUGGGAAAUGCACAGGUGUGGCAUUCCCCCCCUUCCCCAAGAUUUGCAGUUCUCGAGAGUAUUUGGGUCUAAAUUCUUGGUGCCCCCCCCCCGAAAAAAAGCGUCUGGUCACUGUUUGUGUUAUUCUGCCGUAUAUUGCUUGAAUUGUUUUGACAAAAUGUGUAUUGAAGUUUUUGUUCUGAAAAUGAUACUGAGGUCUGGCUGGUCCCCCGAACCCCCUUUUCCCUUUUUCUUAUUUUCUCCCCUGCCUCCAGGUUGCCAACAGAGGUUGUAUUUUGUAUGUCCAGGUUUACUUACUGGGUGGUGGCAUGUGGUGGGGGGGAGGGGGUGCCUGUAUUGUUUUGGAACCUUUGAACUGUGUGUACUUCUCCAAGCGUUUCCCGAAAUUUGGAAGACUUUCUUUUGGACUGUGGGUGGCACCCACCGAAAAUUGUGGACGGGACACUCGUUCAUACCCCGAACUUUGAGACUUUAAUUUGGCGACAAGUUCUUCACAUGAUUAAUUGACUUUCCUUGAAAAACAUUGCAAAUUUUGGACUCCCUUCUGCCACAAGUAGCUCUUCUGGAACUCUUUGUCCUUGACCAGAGCAGAAUCGAAGUUGGACCUUUUCCCAUUUCGAAGAAGAAAAAGAAGUUGAAGAUCAUUCUGUAGACACCUUUAACCGGUUUGCAAAUAUCCGAUUGACAGUGUAAAAUGGCAAUUCCGUGUAUGUACCCCGACCGUUUUGUUACUCACUUAUCUGACUUUUCAAACACCAUUGUGUAAAAUGCUGAUCGAAAUUAAAAGUUGUGCUGUUC